AAGACAACAAAGAGGUCAAAAUCUUGGCUUAAGAACAGAAGGUCAGAAAAAACAUGAUGAAGCUGCAUCACAUAUGUUAUAUUUUGAUCAGAUCAUUUAUAUAAGAAUACAAAACUUACAAAGAAUUCCAGAUCUAUUAUAAAGAUUCUUUUGGGAUUUCAGAACUAAUGAAUGCCUGGUGUAUUGCAUCUUGUCAAUACAUGUAUUGCUCUUAUGUAAUAAGUUCUACCUCAUUUACAAGUGAAAUUAUUCAUGUAUAUAUUACCCUUUCUACAAUGCUUGUCUAGACAACAAAAAAUUAAAUGGAAUGGCCCAACUUAUACUGUAUAUAGAAACCUAUUAAUGAGAUUAUUAAAGUCAAAAAUGUCGGGAAUGAUGCUAUGGUUUUUGUCUAAACAAUAGCUUCUGUAAACUCAAUCAGAAUCUGAAGGAAAGGAAGUCGUAACUAAGAAAAUAAUGACCACGCCAGAUAUAUGUCCGAAUUCAGAAUAACAUAUACACCCCACAAGCUGUGCACCAGUAGUGCAUAAACUGGAACUUUUUCAAAACUUAUUUGUUAUGUUUAUCAAGAUAAUGUUUGUUUAGUUUCCUCAAGUAUGUAUAACUUAUGUAUAAAUAAAGUUUGUAGUGCUUAAUGAAGAUAUAUUGUGCAUUUCGUGGAGGUUAAUUUUCAAAAUCUUGUUUAGAUCUUUGUAGUGCUGUGAAGUUGUGCAAAAUUAAUUACUGAAAAAUAUGUGAAUACAUGUGUUUUCUUUUUUGUUUACUGUAAAAAGGUAGUUGUUGUCAAUUAUCGUUAGUGCAGAAUAAGACAUGUAUAUACCCAUGUGAUAGUGGUGGUUUACAGUGGUGCCAAGUCGUAUGAUUGGUGUAGAACAUCAUUGAUAUAGUUAAUACAAUGUUAGUAUGAUUUGUAUUACAGAUCUAUGAUUUACUAUCCUGUACUGGAGAAAUAUUCCCUGAGUGAGAUAGUUACAUCCCAUUACAUUAGAACAUGGCAAGCUUGAUGGCAAGUUAAUGUGGACAAUACUGUUAAUUCUCACUGCGAGUGUAGUCAGAGAAUGUAGAGAUCUGGAUUGAACAUUGUCACUUCACGUGUUUAUAUCGUUCACUACGUUCCUGACUCGUGACAUAACAGAUAAAAACCUUACAGCAUAUACUCUAUACACUUAGUUUUAUUUAGUGACAGUUCUUUGGAAAUAUAGGAUUAACAGAUAUAUGUAUAUAUAGGAAGUUCUUUGUAAAGUAAUUGGUAUAAAUAGCUGUUAGAUACCACAUCAGAGACUUAGAGACAUCAGCAUUGCUGAGUGACCGAUUUACUGAGAUACCACAUCAGAGACUAAGAGACAUCAGCAUUGCUGAGUGACCGAUUUAAUGAGAUACCACAUCAGAGACUUAGAGACAUCAGCAUUGCUGAGUGACCGAUUUACUGGUUAAUAAUACAAAUUAGAGAAUGAAUUUUGGAGGAUGAUUAUAAAAAGAUAAAAUUUGAAGACAACUGUUCCAUCUAAUGGAGAAAGUGGAUUAAAAAUUCAAAAAUGUGGAAAUUGGUGUAUUUAACGGAUUUGUUUAUUUGGUGGUGGCUUAUUAUUUCCAUAGUAACAGGUGAUUUACGGAUUCGUGUGCCUUUAACCAACCAGGAAGUAAGACAAGGAGAAACUGUAAAAUUUGUAUGUGAUGUAGUAACAAGUCCCGGAGAAACAGAUAAAGUUUUCAUUCGAUGGAAAUUUAAUGAAGAAAUUAUAAAACCAACUAGUUCUAGUAAAUUCAACAUUUUAGAAGAUGGUCAGACAUUAAUGGUACAGAACGCUCACAAAAGUGAACAAGGCGAUUAUACAUGUAUAGCUUCAAUACGCAAAAUGAAAGAUAGAUCAACAGCAAGACUUAUUAUAAAAACAACUCCCUCAUCCCCAAAGAAUAUAGAGUUGGUGACAUGUAUGGGUCACAAAGCUGACCUGGUUUGGGAGGAUGGGGAGAAUGGCGGUGAUUCCAUUAAAGGUUAUCUAGUGCAAUAUAAUGAAUCAAUGAAUCCUAACUAUUGGAAUCAUAACUAUGAAGAAAUAUCAAAGUCAGCUCCAGAGCCAAGAACUAUAGAUUUGUCUCCUUGGGGGACUUACUCAUUUCGUGUUUUAGCUAGAAAUUCUAUAGGAUAUAGUGAGCCAAGUUUACCGACGAAAAGUAAGUGUCGGAUUCCUCCAGGCCACCCAGAUGGAAAUCCUGAAAAAGUGGGAACAAAAACUGAUAAAAAAUAUAAACUUGUCAUCACUUGGGAGCCUAUGCCUAGAUUGGAACACAAUGGUCCAGGUUUCCGUUAUCAUGUAUUCUGGCGACCUAAAGGUAGUACAUACUGGAAGAACAUGACAGUCUGGGACGAGAAUGCAGAUGAGUUAGAGUUAGAAGUAAUUGAUAUAUAUGGUUUAUAUGAAAUAAAAGUAAAAGCUGUGAAUGAUAUAGGAGAAUCUUAUCAGCCUGCGUUUAUUAUACUUGGUCAUUCAGGAGAAGCUGAACCAUUGUUGUCGCCUAAAGAUUUCCGUCUGGAUCCUAUGCAGCCGAUACAACCUCACAAAGCUCACUUUAUCUGGGAAUCUGUAGACACAUCUCAAGACAAGAUAAGGGGAAGAUUUAGGGGUUAUAAGUUACGUUACUGGAAGUCAAGUGAAGGUCGACAUAAAUGGGAGGAAGUAGAUGUUAUUGUAGAAACAAGUGAUGAUAUGUAUCUCAGAGAUGUCAGAGCUGCUAUUAGUGGACUGCCAGCAUAUACAGCACUCAGGGCCCAAGUUUCUGUGAUGAAUGACCAUUAUACAGGGCCACCUAGUGCUACAAUAGACUUUUCAACUCCAGAGGGAGUGCCAGGACCAGUUAGACAUCUACAUGAACACAGAAUUGGUUCUACUUAUGUUGUAUUAAAAUGGCUGCCACCAGAGGAGCCUAAUGGGGUAUUGAUGGGAUAUGAUAUAGGAUACCAACCAAUAAAGUCAUUCCAAGUUGGUAAUGUGAUAUUCCUUGAACCCAAAAUUUCCAACCCAUCAAUAUUAAGAGCUCAAAUCAAAGGAUUAGAGGCAGAUCAUACAUACAGAUUCCUUGUGUGGGCUCGAACACAGACAGGUAGAGGAGAGCCUAGCUUUAUAGAUGUUGAAACUACAAAUUCAAGACCUGGUAUCCCUCACCCUGUUGUGUCAGCAGUAGAUAGAACCAGUUUUAACAUCACAUGGAGACCAGAGCACUUCCAGCAAGAUGUUCAAUACUUCUUAGAAUAUAAAAGAGAAGGAGAAAUAGAUUGGGAGAAAACAAAGCCAGAAUUUUUAAAAUCCUGGAAAGUGGUGCAAGGUCUCAGGUCAAACACAAAGUACCAAGUACGCCUUGUGGCCAUGAAUAAAUUUGGUGAGACAACAUACAGUAAAAACUUUCCUGUGUUCACAGAUGCUACAGCAUAUGGUGAUGGUGCGCUGAAAAGUUAUGAUGCUUCAAUUGGAAAGUAUGAAAGUUUCAAUAACCACAACAAUGCUAAAAGACAUCAUUUAUCAGUGAUUUGUGCUAUAACGACAGUUUUUACUGCUUAUAUUACAGUCUUCCAACGAUAGCGUCUUGCCAUAUCAUUCUGUUAAAAAAUCAUGGUUGUGACAAUGUUGAGUUUAAUAUUCCAGCUAAGAAGUUAUCACGGCUCUGUGGUGACAAAAGUAGUUGCAUAGUUCAGCGAAUUAGUGAAAGAAGUACAUAGUAGAUUGUUUAUUCUUGUUAAUGGUUGUGAAAUUAUCUCAGAUAACAGUAUAUCUCAGAUAACAGUAUAUCUCAGAUAACAGUAUAUCUGAAAGGGUAUUGUAUUGUGCAAGUUAACAAAAUUAUAGAUCUUGUGAUAUUGUACAUGUCAUUCAGUAAAACGAAGACUAAGUAUGAAGUUCAAGAUUAAGACAUGUAAUGGAUGAGGAAGUUCAAGAUUAGAAGUUUUUGCUUACAUUUUAGUCAGUUCUUGAUGGCAAAUUAAAUUUGAUAACGUAUGACUACACUUAAUGUGACAUUCUACAGAAAACCAAGAAAACUCCUCUAGAGGCUGAAACUUUGGCUGAAACAGAGACAUAUCCAGCACAUAUUAAUAGUUACUUAUAAUACAAAACUGUUAUUCAACAAUUUGUAAAAUUUGAAAUCUUCAUUUAGAUUAUCAUUUCAGCUAAUUCAUGUAGUCAAUUAAUAAUCUGUGCACAAUGCUGAAUGUCAGAUAAUUAUCAGAAAUGUAAACCAUUGCUCAUUUGUGCCAUAUAUAUAUAUAAUGAACACUGUAAAAUAUCAGGUUGUGAAUGUAUAUAAAUAUAUAAUGUCUAGUCACUUGAUCACAAUGAAGCCAAUCAUAUCAAAAUGUUGAGAUUACUUUUUGUGUUGGUGUUGUUUUAGUCGAGUGAUUGUGAAACGAAAGAUGUGCUAGACCUUUUGUUUAUGUUCUGAAAAACACUCCGAAUAGAAAUUGCUUCCAAAUCUGGUAUCAUUCAUUUUUUGUUAGAACAUAUUCAUUUCUAAGAAAGGAGAUUUUUUAAUCCAUGACUCAUGAUGGUAUAACUUAUUGAAGAAUACAAACUAUUACCAUUACUAUAUGUUAAAAUAUAUAUUAUAAAAACCAAUGUUGCAUAAUUUCUCAUAUGAUCAUUUUGUCAUAGUAAAGACGAACCUUUUUUCUUUUUCAAUACCAAAUAUGUUCAUCAAAAUUAUCUACAUUAUUUAGUUUUAAAAUUAUUAAUUUUCAUUCUAACAUUGUCAUGUAGCAAAGUACUCAAGCUUUUAUUCAUUCACUUUAAUAACAUUUUAACAUUCCAGAAGAAUGGAAAAAACUUGCAAAAUACAUGUUCAUAUCCUGUCCUUUACCCAUCAAGAUUUAAUGACCACCAAUAUCCAUAUUGAAGGACAGACAUUUCAUAAUGGCUAAACAGUUUUUGAUCAUUAAAACACAGAUUUACCAAUCUGCACAAAAGUGUUUUACCAUUUAUCAUGGAACAUAUUUUUGAAAAGUUUUAUAUUUUAUUGACAUUCAUUUCUUAUUCAAUUAAGUUGUAAAAUACUCACUGUAUAGAAAUUUAUUUAGAAUUUUAUUAUAAAUAUGUAUAUAAUUAUAGAUGUAGGAUAUGUAUGGGUGAGAAUGAAAGACUAGGUCUUAAGCUUUAUGUUUAUAUUAUGUGAUAAGAAUAAAUAUGAGAUUAUUCUCAUGUUGUACAGAGGUCAUUAUUCAGCACGUAAAUCUUUUCUGUUUUUACACCCUUUUGAUCUGGUAUCCUCACUAAUAACCACAUUUUGUUUAGUCCCAUAAUUUAUUCAUGCCCUCAGUUACUUAUCGUAAAAAAAUAAUUGUAAAAACCUACUUAGGUAAAAUAAUAGUUAUUCACAUGUGCUCAAGUACAUGGGAAAUUUAUUGCAAAAUAAAACUUACUUAAAAAACAAACUUUAAUAAAUGAAAACUUCAAAAUUCAUAAUUUUUUGCUAUGUGAACAAUUUUUCCUAUCUUUAUAUAACUUGAUUCAUACAUGAGAAAUUUCAUGUAUAAGAAAGUGCAUUAAAAGUAUAGGAAAUUGGGCUACUUAAAUAUGAGAAUCUAAAUGUCUUGGCUACUUAAGAGGUAUCCACUUCAUAUGAGAAUCUAAAUGUCUGUAUAAGGCAUCCACUUCAUAUGAGAAUCUAAAUGUCUGUAUAAGGUAUCCACUUCAUAUGAGAAUCUAAAUGUCUGGGCUACUUAAGAGGUAUCCACUUCAUAUAAGAAUCUAAAUGUCUGUAUAAGGUAUCCACUUCAUAUUAGAAUCUAAAUGUCUAUAUUUCCUGGUUGUGCAUAAAGUAAAUAUUAUAUUUUCAUCUAACAAAGUUAAUGAUGAACAUAAUUGUAUAUGUUAUAUGUAUAUUAUGUGUAUUUCCAUUCCAAUUCUAUGUUCAAAGGGACAUAACUCUGUGGGGAAUCAUUUUAUUUUGUGCCAAAUAUGUUUACUGAGAUUUCUUAUUGAGUUAUUGUUACCUUUUAUGUUAUAAAUGUUAUCAUUAUGUAGCACAGCAUUUGUAAGAGGUUAAUAUUCAGGUCAUACACUGUUGCAUAUAUUGUGUACUCGGAACAUGUAAAUUUUUGUUAUGUGAUAAUCAGCUCAGAUUUUACAUUGUGAGUUUCAUAAUGUAAAUACAGUGUGUAUGCUCUUUUUGAUCCUUAGCUUGCUUUAACAUUUUUCAUACUAAAGAUAUAAACCAAUUCCACAAAGUGUACUGGGCCUUACUUAAGUGGGGUAGACCUUGGUUCAGGGAGAUAACUCUUUAAAUCAGUCAUGGGUCUCAAAGAGGAAGUGCACAUAUUAAAGUGCCAUCUUUUAUUAAAAAAGCAAUAUAGCUAAUAGAAAUUAAAUAGAUCAUAGAAUGAUCUUUCAUUUUCAACUACAAGUUAUUAAGUUCUUAUGAUGACAGUGCUUUAGAUAUUUGACUUAGUUCCCAGAACCUUUCUUGUUUCUUUUUAUUCAGGGUUUUGUUAAGGGUUAUGAAUGAUGAUUGAUCCUGUUUUGUUUAAUACUUGUCUGUUCAAAAUUGUUCUUUGUAAGAAAUAUCAGUUUUGAAUUUUUACAUUGCUUUCAUCAUGAAAGCAGUAUAGAUAUACAAAAAAAAAAUAAGAUUAAUAGUUAACCUUAGUAACAUUGUUAGAAUACCCGAAAUACUGAGAAGUCCUUCAUUUGGGGUAUUUCCACAACUUUUCCCAUUAAGCCAUUUUUUUUUAACAAAAAAAAAAAGAUUAGUGUAUGGUUAGUAGAUUGAUUUAAAAAAUCAUGUUUGUUUAUUUGUGUGAAAGUAUUAUUCAAUUGUGCAAUAUUUUUGUAUUAUCUUUCUUGUCAGUGCAAUAUUGUUAUGUUUAAAAGCUGUUCAAUUGUAGCAGCUAGGCUUACUAAUACAUAUUUAAAAGAAGUACAUAACACUACAGGGAGAUAACUCUGUAAAAAUAACAUUUUAACUAUGUUCUAUUGUUAAGAAAAUUUUAAGCUUCUCAAUGAUCAAAAUAAGUGUUUGUCAAACUGCUAUAUAUCCGAUGAGUUUUUUUCCGAUAAAGUUUGUGGUUCAAGUUUUUUGAAAUUUUUUGUCAAGGUAAAUAUUUGUCAUAAUUUCAGGAAAAUUAAACAACACCAAUUGAUUUAAGUCAAGGUGUAUGGUACCAUAGAAGAUAGAUGAUGGCUAUAAACACAGAACAAAACACGUUUCUGUGGAUUCAAUAUUUUUUGUAGGAUACCAAUUUUUACAAAUUUUAAUUCUCAACGAUGUACAAAUUUUAGAUAUGCUAUUAUGAUGACUUUGGCAAAACUACAAAAUUAAAUAUCCAAGAAAAUACAAUUUCCCCUCUAUCAACAAAAAAUAGUCACAUGAAAAAAAUAAUCCCACAGUAUUCAUUAUGUUCUUUUGUUUAAAAAAAACAUAAAAGUUUAAAAUUGUAUCACAAUUUUAGAUCCAUUUGCCUACAUUAAAUGUUACAGCUUCAGAGUUCAUUAUAAUACGUACUAAUUAUUGACCUCCAAUGUUCAGCAUUUCAUGACCAAUUUUUUGUUGUGAUAUCCUGUUUUAAAUGAAUUGUUUUAUUCUUAGUUUGAUUAUCUUGUUACAUGUUAUAAUGUUCAAAUAUUAUUUUCCAAUGUAUCUCAGAUUCAUUUAGUUCAAAUAUUCCCUCAUAUGAUAAGUGAUGUAUUAUUCGGUCAUCAUGAAUUUGUCCAAUAUUUGAUUAUCUUUUUCCUAUGAAUAAUUAUCUAUUUUCUAUCAUUUACUUUUUGCUGACAAUGUACAAAAUUGACUAUAUAUCUUACAAUGACUAAGGAAAAGUAAAAAGUAAAAUGAAAAUGCUAUAAAAUUUUUAAAAGUGUAGACAGAAGAACAUCAGUUGAUAACAUUUUUCAUAAAUCUACUAGUAUAGGGAAGUCUCUUGAAGUUAACAUAUUUCCGACAAGUUCACAAUGACUGAGUACUCACUUAAUGUUAUAAAUCAUGUUGGUGUUUGUUUUGUAUAUCUUGGGUCAAAUGAUUCAUGUGUAGUUAAAACUCAUCUCACAACAAAAUAAAAUGACACAAAAUACUGA
Messenger RNA from Mytilus trossulus (common blue mussel), 8057 nucleotides. Its product is annotated as neuroglian-like. Bases 1536 to 3578 code for a protein of 680 amino acids. Gene Ontology annotation, biological process: cell-cell adhesion. The record is from RefSeq and is a predicted model, not a curated record. Lineage: Eukaryota; Metazoa; Mollusca; Bivalvia; Mytilida; Mytilidae. The transcript has 13 exons. Gene Ontology annotation, molecular function: protein binding.